UGCUGACUCCUGUCCUCCAGACUGCCAGGAACUGCUGCUGCUGCCGCCAACCCCCAUGGCCUACAUUCCAGAUGGGGGUGCCCCCGCCGCUGGGGCCAUCCCCUUGGGCUCUCAGUGCUGUGUGUGUAAAGUGGAACUGUCAGUGAGUGGCCAGAACCUGCUGGACCGGGAUGUCACCUCCAAGUCUGACCCUUUCUGUGUCCUGUUUACGGAGGACAACGGCAGGUGGAUGGAGUAUGACAGGACAGAGACAGCCAUCAACAACCUCAACCCAGCCUUCUCCAAGAAGUUCGUGCUGGAUUACCACUUCGAGGAGGUGCAGAAACUCAAGUUCGCCCUGUUUGAUCAGGACAAGUCCAGUGCGCAGCUGGAUGAGCAUGACUUCCUGGGUCAGUUCUCCUGCAGCCUUGGCACGAUUGUCUCCAGCAAGAAGAUCACUCGGCCUCUGCUGCUGCUGAAUGACAAGCCUGCAGGGAAGGGCCUGAUCACGAUCGCAGCUCAGGAGCUGUCGGAUAACCGCGUCAUCACGCUGAGCCUGGCCGGCAGGAAGCUGGAUAAGAAGGACCUCUUCGGGAAGUCAGACCCAUUUCUUGAGUUUUACAAGCCAGGAGAUGACGGCAAAUGGAUGCUAGUCCAUAGGACAGAGGUGAUCAAGUACACUCUGGACCCUGUGUGGAAGCCGUUCACUGUGCCAUUGGUGUCCUUGUGUGAUGGGGACCUGGAGAAGCCCAUCCAGGUUAUGUGCUAUGACUACGACAGUAACGGAGGCCAUGACUUCAUCGGCGAGUUCCAGACCUCUGUGCUGCAGAUGAACGAGGCUCGGGAUGGCGUCCCGCUGGAGAUGGAGUGCAUCAACCCCAAGAAGCAGAGGAAGAAGAAGAGCUACAAGAACUCGGGCAUCAUUAUCCUGAGGUCAUGUAAGAUACACCGAAACUACUCAUUCCUGGACUACAUCCUGGGAGGCUGCCAGCUCAUGUUCACAGUUGGAAUAGACUUCACAGCCUCCAACGGGAAUCCCCUCGACCCUUCUUCUCUACACUAUAUCAAUCCCAUGGGCACCAACGAAUACUUGUCAGCCAUCUGGGCAGUGGGACAGAUCAUUCAGGACUAUGACAGUGAUAAGAUGUUUCCUGCUCUGGGGUUUGGGGCCCAGUUACCGCCUGACUGGAAGGUGUCCCAUGAGUUCGCCAUCAACUUCAACCCCACCAACCCUUUCUGCUCAGGCGUGGAUGGCAUCGCCCAGGCGUACUCAGCCUGCCUGCCCCACAUCCGCUUCUAUGGCCCCACAAACUUCUCCCCUAUUGUCAACCACGUGGCCCGGUUUGCAGCGCAGGCCACACAGCAGCAGACGGCAACGCAGUACUUCAUCCUCCUCAUCAUCACCGACGGGGUCAUCAGCGACAUGGAGGAGACGCGGCACGCUGUAGUGCAGGCCUCCAAGCUGCCCAUGUCCAUUAUCAUUGUGGGUGUGGGCAAUGCUGACUUCGCAGCCAUGGAGUUUCUGGAUGGGGACAACCGCAGACUGCGCUCACACACCGGCGAGGAGGCGGCCCGCGACAUCGUGCAGUUUGUGCCCUUCCGAGAGUUCCGCAACGUGAGUGUGGGCCCAGGCCGGGAGGGGCGGCUGCGGGGUCUGCCCCCGAGCGCAGUCCAUGACGGGCAUCUGGUCAUCUCAGAUUCUUCCCCCAUACUGUUGGCUUCUGAGGGCCCACCAUGAGUCAGGUGCUGUCAC
This is a messenger RNA of Peromyscus maniculatus bairdii (prairie deer mouse), 1732 nucleotides long. The record is from RefSeq and is a predicted model, not a curated record. Lineage: Eukaryota; Metazoa; Chordata; Mammalia; Rodentia; Cricetidae.